AUGUCGAACGAGCUGCAGCAGCUGUACGAGGAGGAGGACGUCGAGGGCCUCAGGCGCGCCCUCGCGGAGGCGAGCAGCCAGGCGCAGAAAGGGAGCAAGACCAUCGCAGACUUCUCGCAGAAACUCGCGCGCGCGGAGUCGCGGCAGGCCAGCCGCCGCGAGCUCCAGGAGGCGCACCGCGCGGGGGAGGCCCGGCGGCUGGCCGCCGCGCUGCAGGCGGCCGAGGACGCGGGCAUCGCAGAGGCUGAGCUGGGCCCCGCGCGCCAGGCGUUGCUGCAGGCCCGCGAGCGGGAGCAGGAUGCCGCGACGCGGAACCGCGCCGCCGAGGAGCUCCGCCGCGCCGUCUCCAGCGACGACGCGGGCAGGGUCGAGAAGGCCCUGGCGGCCGCGGAGGCAGCAGGCCUCGGGGGCCCCGAGGCGGCCCACGCGCGCGAGCGGCUCCGCCAGAUGCGCGGCCGCACCGGCGCCGAGCGCGAGUUGAGCGAGGCGACUAGCUCUGGCGACGUCUACCGCAUCCGCGCCGCCCUGGCGACGGCACGCCAGUCUGGCGUGGGCGAGAAGGAGAUGAGGCAGGCGCAGGGUGAGCUGCAGAGGCUGAAGGACCAGGCGCACGCCAGGCGCGGGCUCGAGGCCGCGGUCGCGAGCGCGGACGCCGAGUUCCUGCGCCGCUGCAUCGAGGAGGCCAAGCGGGUGGGCAUCUCCAGGCAGGAGAUCGCCAGGGCCGAGACUGCCGCCCGGGAGUUGUGCCAGACGCAGGUCGGCAGCGAGCUGUCCCAAGCGGUGGCCUCCGGCAGCCUGGAACGCCUGCGGGCGGCGGCGCGCGCGGCGGCGGACGCGGGCGUCAGCGGCGCGGAGGUCGACGCCGCCUGGGAGCGCAUCCGCGAGCUGGAGGCCCACGAUUGGCUCCGGCGGCAGCUGGCCGCCGCGGCGGCCAGCGGCGACGCGGCUCGGCUGCAGGCGGCGAUCAAGCAGGCGGACGCCGGCGGCCUGGGCGCCGCGGAGGUCGCCACCGCGCGCGCGCGGCUCGACGCCUGCCACGCGCAGCUGCACGCCCAGCAGGAGCAGCGCCUGGCGCGGGCUGGCGGAGCGGAGCCAUCGGCGGCCGCGGACAAGGCCGCGCCGACCGUGCCCGGCACCGUCUACGGGGGCGGCGCGCUGGCCGGGGCGCCAACGCCGAUCGCCAACGCGAUGCGGCAGUGCGCCUUGUGGGCGCAGGCCCCCGCGACCGUCCUGCAGCAGCCGCAGCAGCCCAGCUCUGGCGUGGGGCAGCAGCUGCAACCGCACCCGCCGGUGGCGCCGCACCGGGCGCCAAGCAUGGACUCGGUCGUGACCGCGCCGCGCGAGCCGACCGCGGCGCCUGGCGCCGACCGCAGGAGAGCGGUGCGGUGGGCCUGA
This is a messenger RNA of Prorocentrum cordatum, 1395 nucleotides long. NCBI's taxonomy places the organism in Eukaryota, Dinophyceae, Prorocentrales, Prorocentraceae. The record is from the annotation of a GenBank genome assembly.